Tachysurus vachellii is the source of this 2328-nucleotide messenger RNA. RefSeq names its product proteinase-activated receptor 3. The record is from RefSeq and is a predicted model, not a curated record. The coding region runs from base 151 to 1278 and encodes 375 amino acids. NCBI's taxonomy places the organism in Eukaryota, Metazoa, Chordata, Actinopteri, Siluriformes, Bagridae. The transcript is spliced from 2 exons. Gene Ontology annotation, molecular function: thrombin-activated receptor activity. Gene Ontology annotation, biological process: positive regulation of Rho protein signal transduction; phospholipase C-activating G protein-coupled receptor signaling pathway; blood coagulation. Gene Ontology annotation, cellular component: membrane.
UUUGGGGGGUUUUGUGGUCUGAAAUCACAGCAUGAAGAAAGGGUCCGGCCUUUUUUUCUUCUCCUAUUUGUGUGGAUUAAUUCGUUUGAAGCUGACUAGACUGUUUAGUCUGCCGUUAUUCUUUGUGAAAGAUUGACCUGAGCAGCAGUUAUGGCAAAUACAUCCUCCAUCUUCUUGAUGACUUUUCUUGUUGUAGUAAUGGCACAAGGACAGAAACAGCAGAAAGAUGACCAUAACAAUACAGGCGGCAUAAGGCCAAGAACUUUCCAGGGUUAUGCCAUCCCCAUUCAGCUUCCUCUUCUACCAAAUUCAACAGAAAUGCAAACACGCUCCAUUGGAGUUGCUGUUCAAGACCUUGCAUUGUUGACCAACAGCAGUGCCUUGUAUCUCAGGAGCUCACUGAGCACACGAGCCAUCCCGUCAAUCUAUGUGGUUUCGAUUGUCAUCGGCGUCCCUGCCAACAUUGCCAUUUUGGUCUCAAUUGGCACCAAAGUACGUAUGGUAUCUGCAGCCAUCUUGUGCUGCAGCCUGGCAGCUUCAGACCUUCUUCUUUUGCUUAGCCUGCUGCUCAAAGCGCAUUACCACUUUUCAGGCAACAACUGGACAUUUGGCGAGGCUGCAUGCCGUCUCACCACUGCCUGUUUUUAUGGCAACUUAUAUUGCUCCGCACACACGCUAGCAUGCAUGAGUAUCAAGCGCUACCUAGCUGUGGUGCACCCCUUCUUUUACAAACGCCUUCCCAAGCGCUCCAGCACGGCCUGGUCCUGUCUAGGUGUGUGGAUUGUGUUUUCAUUGGCAAUGUUGCCCAGUCUUCUAGUCCAUCAGAGCUACCAUAUCCCUCAGCUGGGAAUCACCACGUGCCAUGAUGUCCUUCCUUUAGAUGCUAGUACUCACAAUUUCUUGGUGUACUAUAACAUAGGGUUAACAUUAUUUGGCUUCCUUCUUCCCUUGCUUGUGACUGCAGCAUGUUUUGGCUCAAUUGUAUGGCAUUUGAACCGUUCACACCAUGACUGGAGCCUCUACAUCAAGGCCAGCACACUGGUAUUUCUCAUCUUUGUCAUGUGUUUCAGCCCAAGCAGCUGCAUACACUUCCUACACUAUCUACACAUAUACACGAGCGGAGAUGACAACUUCUACACCUACUUUAAUGUGGUCGUCUGCCUCUGCUGCCUCCACUGCUGUAUGGACCCAUUUCUGUUCAUGCUUGUGUCUAGGACAACAGGCUCCAGGCUUUACUUUAUGUCUCACAAAGGAAAGAUGCUCAGCAUUUCCACUUAAAUUUGGACAUUUGUCAAUAUUAAUACCACUGUAAAAAAUCUACAAAUGCACACUGAAUUUUGGAGGAAAGUGCAAAGAAUCUUUUUUCAAAAUAGGGGCCGAUUUCUGGAACAGAAAAAAUGAAACCAGUUAGAUUCAUUCCAUGUCAAUACCACAACAGUAUCCUUGACGUUUUUUGGAUAAUUAUUUCUUUAUUACUCUUUCAAAUAUCACACUCGGCGUGAGAAAAUGUCUGCUAAUCCUAGAUAAAACAGAUGUGAUGUGUAUUUGCCACUAAACAAAUUUGUAUAUAGGAGAAGAAUCAGUUUGAGUUUAGGAUUGUUGUUUUUUUUUUCUUAUCACUGCACAGCAAUAGCAAAGUGGAAUUAGCAUUCAGAUCUGGUGUGCAAAGGCUCAGCUAUUUGGUUUCAAACUGUUAUCCAUUAUACAUGAACAAAACAUUGAGUGCCAUUCGAAUAGCUAGGACUAUAAAGGGAACAUUGUACUACUGUGAUGUAUGUGUGUGUGUGUGUGUGUGUGUGUGUGUGUGUGUGUGUGUGUGUGUGUGUGUGUGAACUUGGGAAGUGUGGGCGAGAAAGUUUUAAAAUGUUCACGAUCGUCAAGAAGGGGAAACCUGAAUGUAAAUAACAUUUGUUGUAGACAAACUACACAUUUGAAUUAUUUGUGUUGUUAUAUAACCAUUCCUUUGCCACAUAAAAUAAAUGCAUAUCAAUCUUAGCAAGUUAAAGACUGUGUAUAUUUAUUGAUAUUAUUAAUGUUUCAUGUGAUCCCAACAUGCCUGUGCAUCUCUAAUAUUUCCUUUUGGUUUAAUUAGUAAUGAAAAGAACGUCUCUCAUUCUCUCUCCUUCUGUCUCUGUGUCUCUGGAUAUUUUUAGUCACCGAUAACCCAAAGUAUAUUUUGACUUUAAUGACCUUUAAUCUUGUGUUCUUUUUUGUCCUCUGUUCUUCCUGUGGGUUUAUGUUUUUCUUCUUCUUCUUCUUCUUCUUCUUCUUGUUUUCCUUUCUGUUUCUCUGCAGGGUCUGAGUUCAGGGCCAGGAAUCUUGUGUAAG